Messenger RNA from Lotus japonicus, 3165 nucleotides. RefSeq lists its product as uncharacterized. The transcript is spliced from 3 exons. Lineage: Eukaryota; Viridiplantae; Streptophyta; Magnoliopsida; Fabales; Fabaceae. Bases 1755 to 2558 code for a protein of 267 amino acids. The record is from RefSeq and is a predicted model, not a curated record.
UCUGUACUAGGGAGAUCUGACGUCGGAAACUGACAGAAAGUAAACCCUAGCAGAGUACUAAAAAUAUCACAAAAGGAAUAUUCUCAUUAAAUGUUCAAAAGGUACUUUUUACAAGGGGUUGACCUCUCCUUUUAUAGAGGGAAUGAUCAUAACGUGGACUUUCUCUGUACUUGGGCCUGACAACCAGGGCCCAAGCCUCUAUACAUAUAAGACAAAACUAAAGGAAUCUUCCAGCUGGCGCGUGGACCCAUCCAAAAGAAGGGCGGGCUUCGACGUUGUUCCACAAACCCCGCCAAGGCUGCUUUCGUUCAUCUAAAUGCUCGAUUUGGGCGGGAAUAAGGGAUACUUAUGUCCCGCCCAGUCCACAUGCCCCCAAGACAUGAGGCUUAAGUGACAUGAGACUUAGGUUCCUUGAGCCGAGACGUCCUUACAGUAUAUCGCCAUUCUUUGUAGUCAUGGGCCUAUCGUCGCAUUCUUGCCUAUGAAUUCUCGCCCUUUUCAUGUUCCUUUAUAUGUCGCCAUUUUUUAUCUUUGUCGAUACAUCGCCGUUAUCACACCUGUCAAUCACGUCUUUUCAACUGACGCACGUAUCCUUCUUUUCCGGGAUUUUGUUAUCAUUUGCCAUAAAUGCAGUUGUGCGUCUCGAGGAGUUAUGUCUUUUCGUUUCAUACCUUUUCAAAUUUCAAAUCCCACGAUCCCACGACCUUUCACAAUCUUUCCCACUCAUUCUCUCUCUUCCUUUUUCUUCUAUAAAUACCCUUUUUACCUUUCACUUUUCACUUUUCUGGAAACCUUCGUUCCGAAAACUUUUCAUCGCAGCUUUCCCUCUCUUCUUUGUUCUCCGGUGAACCUUGCUCACUCCGGCCGUCGUCAUUGCGCGGUGCUCCCCCAUCGCCGACGUUCUCUUUACUCAAUCCUCCGCUUCUUCCUCCGGUGAGUCCUUCCCCUUUCUCUUUUCUUGACACUGUGUCUUCUUCUUUUUUUUGUGUUUGGACCUGUUCAUCUUCUUUUUUAUUUUUAUGAAAUUACCCAGUAUGUCGACAAAAAAUUUUAGCAUUUCCUCUUUAGAACUCACUUCCCCUUCUACGGAGGGGGAAGUUUCUGCCCCCACCGUUAUCGAAAUUCAAUCCUCGCCUUCCACUCACGAGGAUUCCGGUCCCGCCGGCUCCGUAGACUCAAUUCUCUCCUCUAAUGGAGAGUUGUCUUCACCUGAAUGGCGCUCAAACGCACAUUUAGUUGAAGAUAAGUGUCUCUGGCGUUCUAUCUGGAGCAGCGUUGGGAGCAUUAAUUCGCUUCGAAUAUCUGCCCAAGGGUUCACGAAAAUAAACCCCGCCACCUCCAAUAAUGAAGACCUUCAGUUGAAUGUUCUUCCAUGUGGCGAGGAUGAUUGCGUUCUUUUGCGCAAAGAGCCAGCCGAUGGAUCGCCUGAUUUCUUUUUUGUUUAUGGUUAUUUCUUCUUAGACUUGAAUAUCAAGCUUCCAUUCUCGCCUUUUAUAUGUCACAUUCUUUCUUUUCUAAAUGUGGCGCCUUGCCAACUCCAACCCAACGCCUGGGGUUUUAUCCGCUGCUUUGAAAUUCUUUGUGAACAUUUGAGUUUCACUCCGACCUACCCCUUGUUUUUCCUUUUUUAUAAGUCCGUCACCACUAAACCGACUUCGGUGAAAUGGGUUCCCCUUUUGGCCCGUAAGAACAUGAGCCGGUUCACCGCCCUUAAAAGCCAUUACAAAGUAUGGCAGGAAAAAUAUUUCUAAGUUAUGGAAUCGCCCGAGAUAAAGAACUUGUUCCGAGAUUCUGACAAUAAUCCCCUCUUCCCUUUUUACUGGACAAAAAACCCUCGCCGGAAAAUAUCCGUUUCAUAUGACGCCUUGGAUGAAUCUGAGCAAGGCAUCGCCGAUUACCUUCGCACACUACCAGUAAUCUCUGGUCAUGACUUGAUUGAGGCGUCGAAAUCCGGCACUUUAAAUCAAUUUUUUACUACGAUGGGAAAAGGCAAGGUUGACACUAACCCCUUGAAGCUGAAGGAUUACCUCGCCCAGUCUGCUGCGGCGGCCAAGAAAAGGGCCGCCGAUAAUGAACAGAAGAAAAAGAAUGAAGAUGCCUCGGGCUCUGAUACCGUCAGGGACCCCAAACGCCAAAGAACCUCAGGCGCUGCUGGUGGUAAACCUUCUCAUCAAUCAGCUGGCGAGGCUUCCAAAAGGCAGCCUGCAGAGAAAAAGAAGGGACACGACGCUGUCCCGCCACCUCACCAGGAUUCAAGCUUGCUGAUUAACCGCCCGCCAACUCCAUUUAGCCAAGCUGGCACUAGCUCAGCCAUUGGUGGCGAGGCUCCUCCCCCCUUGCUGAGUUUAAAUGAUCCUCACUUCAACGGGUUGGACUUCAUGACCCGUACUUUUGACAAUCGGGUCCACAAAGACAUUUCCGGUCAAGGUCCCCCCAACAUUGCUUCCUUGGCCAUAUUUCAUGCACUUUCCGCUGCCAUCACGGUGAUGAAUGGCCCAGUGCGUGAAAGAAGUGAUUUCAGCCAAGAAUCGUCUCGAGAAGAAGGCAGCCGAUUAUAAAACCGCCUAUGAGCGAGCUAAGGCUGAUGCUGAGACCGCCAAUAAGAAGCUGACAUCUGCUGAGGAAAAGUGCACUAAGUUAACUGCUGAUCUGGCGGCUUCUGACCUGCUUCUUCAGAAGACCAAGUCUCUAAAAGAAGCCAUCAAUGAUAAGCACACUGCUGUUCAAGCCAAGUGCCAAAAACUGGAAAAGAAGUACGAACGCCUGAAUGCUUCCAUCUUAGGGCGUGCUUCUCUUCAGUUUGCUCAAGGCUUUUUGGCGGCCAAAGAGCAGAUUAGUGUGGUUGAGCCGGGCUUUGAUCUUUCCCGCAUUGGGUGGCUGAAGGAGAUCAAGGAUGGUCAAGUGGUUGGUGAUGACGACAUUAGCCUCGACCUCCUUCCUCAAUUCAAUGAUGAAAGUGAGUCUGAAGAAGAAGAAAGUGAUGGCGGGGAUAGGAAUGAGCGGAACAAGGAUGAGGAUCAAGAGAAGGAAGACCGUCAAAUUGGAGCAAGCCAGGGAAACGACGCCAACAAUGAUAAUGUAGCUUGAAUUUGUAAUUUGUUUUUAUUUUGUUUAAGUCAAUUUUUUCUUUGGGCCUUGCCCUUUUGUUUAUCAUCAUUCUCAAUC